Messenger RNA from Exophiala xenobiotica, 1962 nucleotides. RefSeq lists its product as uncharacterized. Lineage: Eukaryota; Fungi; Ascomycota; Eurotiomycetes; Chaetothyriales; Herpotrichiellaceae. The record is from RefSeq and is a predicted model, not a curated record. The transcript is spliced from 2 exons. The coding region runs from base 311 to 1741 and encodes 476 amino acids.
UAUAAUUCCGCAUGUCCUCACCGCCCUCCCCGUGCCAUUCAGUCUUAUUGAGGACCUACUAUUGUGCAGUGCCUGUUUCUGCCUACUUGCCUUUCUCUUCGCCAGCUAUUUAAACCCGAGCGAAGCUGUCCUUCCUUAUGGAAAUUCUACGACUUCCACCUCAUCAUCUAUCGUAUCGCGCCUCGCUACCCAAAGGGUGACAGAACUCAGCGGCAUUCUCUGCCUGCAUCCAUCAGGCAGACUCAACAUUUAGACUUUUUUCUGCGUUUAUCCAUUUUCUAUCGCCAGAAGUAGAGAUACACAUCACACCAUGCACGAAGAUCUGCGAAGACGCGCUCUGGAGAGUGGCAAGACGGUGUCGGGCAAAGCUAGAUCGAAGCAAUCGUCGCGCGAAAGUUCCAAGGCCAAUUCGGCUGCAAACUCGCGAGCCGCAUCCCGUGUGGCCAGUCGAGACGUGUCGGACGAUGAAGAUGAUGGCAACGGCAAUCUCAGCGAUGAAACCACCCAAAGCAUCAACUCGAUUGACGCCCUUCUCGAAAGCGAUGACUUCAAUGAACAAACCACGGAUGUCAUGCGAUCACAAGUGACCGACGCAAUCGAUCAUCUGUUGGAGCGAAAGGGCAGCAGCAACAAGAGCCGGGAAGCGAACCUGACCACAUACGUACGAUGCUUGACUUGUCACUACCUCGCCGAAGUCCUCUACGGGCGAGUGCCUGAGGUGUUGAAUGCGUUGGAGCGGAGCAUCAAGGCAGAGUCCAGCGAAACCGAAACCACGCUCGCCCUUCGAGCAGCUGCUCUUACUGCCAUCACGUUUGAGCACGAGCGAGUCUAUGAGACGGUGGCCCCGGUAUUGAAGCGAAGCAUCUCCGACUCGCAAUCCAUGCCGAUCAAAGCUGCGGCCAUCCACUCGUUAGGGAUUUGCCUGUCAUUUGGAGGGGCUGGGGAGGACGAAAUCGCACAGGUCAUGACUUUUUUGCUUGAAAUCGCAUCCAGCGAUGGAAGAUUUAUUGAAGCGGAUGACAGUCCUGAAGUUGUGGCAGCAGCAAUGAAUACGUACGCAUUUCUAGCGACGCAAGUGGAGGACCUCGAGCACGAAUCGGAAGAUGCAGUGGCUGCAUUCCUCGAGCAGCUGGACGCGCAUGAUGUACGAGUUCAAGUUGCCGCAGGCGAGGCUAUUGCCCUGCUCUUUGAGAAGAGUUACACGCCGCGAGAAGACGAUGAAUCCAGCUCGGAUGAAGACGAAGAGACGACAUCAUCGGAUGGGGAGCCUGAUACAUCCGGUCUGGUCAAACGAUACAACGCGUACCACAACCCUCGCGAAGUUCUGGAGCAUGUCAAGGCACUGGCAUCGCUAAGCACCAAAUCCAUGAACCGACGGGACAAGAAGUUACUUCACCAAACGUUUGCGUGCGUGGUGUCGACUGUGGAGAACCCGAAACUGGGCUUGCAGACCAACAAUGCGUCGAAAAUGGUGGUUCGUGUGCAUCGCGAAGGAGAGAUGAGAGUGGACAAAUGGUGGAAGUUGAUGCGGCUGAAUGCAAUUCGAAGACUCUUGGGAGGCGGGUUCGUCAAUCACUACUUUGAAGGCAACAAACAAGUCCUCGAUGCUUUGCCAAUGAUCAUGCGGGCCACAGGAGAAGAGGGCAUGCGUAGCCCCCGAAGAGGCAUGGGUACAAAAGCGACCAAAGGACGGUAUCGGGACAGUCGACGAUUCAUCUCGGGCGAACUGUUAUCGCCAUGAUGGUCGGGGUGGGGGUGAAGGUGAAGGUGAGGGUGAUGGUGCAUGCUUGCUUCAUAUCAGAUCAUUUUGCAUCGCCGUACGGAGUACACGUCCAAGAUUUAUUGAUACGUUAGGUAUCUCGAUGCAUUCAUUCCAAGUUGGCAGAGACAGAUACUUUAGAUUACAAUGUCAUUAUCCGUACUGGUACAGAGUACUGGCGGGUGCUCACUAUCACACUAGAA